Messenger RNA from Microplitis mediator, 558 nucleotides. RefSeq lists its product as uncharacterized. Lineage: Eukaryota; Metazoa; Arthropoda; Insecta; Hymenoptera; Braconidae. The transcript has a single exon. The record is from RefSeq and is a predicted model, not a curated record. The coding region runs from base 1 to 558 and encodes 185 amino acids.
AUGCCAUACGCUGAGUUAAAAGCCACGCUCAUCGCGUGUUACUCAAAGUCAGAAGAAGCUAAACUGCAUCAGCUUCUAGAUGGCGAAGCGAUUGGUGAUCGAUCACCUUCACAGUUCCUCCGCCAUCUUAAAUCGCUCGUGCUGACCAUUGAUGACGCGGUUUUGAAAGCAAGAUGGCUGGCAAACUUGUUAAAGAAGACACAAGAGCUUCUAGCUAUUUUUCCAUCAAUAGCUACCAUCGACCGGUUAACCAAAACAGCUGACAAGCUAUAUGAGAUGUUUCCAGUGAUUCACACUGCUGCGGUUGCUUCAUCAUCAUUUUCACAGGAGACGAUCGAGCUGCAGAAACGAGUGAGUGAACUAUCUCGACAGGUAGCAGCACUGACGACAGCUUUUAACCAAAACCGCGGCAGAUCACCAGGACGAAUACAAAAUAAACGCCCUCGAAGCGAAUCGAUGCCACGCAAGCUUGACAAAACAGGCUUCUGUUGUUAUCACACGAAGUUUGGUAAAACCGCGUACAAAUGUACGCCAGGCUGCAAUUUUUCGGAAACGUGA